AUGAGUCCCCCAUUUCGUGUGGUGAAGGCCAUUCAGAUGGAUCUUCUGAUGGGUGGAGCUCUGUUUGACAAAGGUGAUGUCACAUGUUUUGUACAAGACUCAGACUUCAGCAACAUUUGCACCAAAGUUGUUAUUGUGGAGUACAGGAGGGGUGUAAACACUGAUGAUGUCGUCAACCUCGACGACGACAAUGCUGAUGACAGUGAUGGUUGUGAUGAUGGUGAUGAUGAUGAUGAUGGUCAUGGUGAUGAUGAUGAUGAUGAUGACAAUGACGAUGAUGGUGACAAUGAUGAUAAUGGUCAUGAUGAUGAUGAUGACAAAGACAAUGAUGAAGACAACAGUGAUGAUGACAAUGACGAUAAUGGUUAUGAUAACGACAAUGAUACUGAUGACGAUGAUGGUGAUGAUGACAACAAUGAUGGUGAUGUUGAUGACGGUGAUGAUGACUAUAAUGAUGACAUCGGCAAUAAUGAUGACGAUAAUUGUGAUGAUAACGAUGAUACUUAUGUUGAUGAUGAUAAAGAUCACGAUGAUGAUGACAGUGAUGACGACGGCAAUCAUGAUGACGACAACGAUAAUGGUCAUGAUGAUAAUGACGAUGAUACUGAUGAUGAUGGGGAUGACAGCGAUCAUAGUGAUGAUGACAAUGACCAUAGCAACAAUGACUCAGACAAUGAUGGUGGUGACGGUGAUGAUUAGAAUGAUUAUGGUGACGAUAAUGAGACCAACAAUAACAACAACAAUGACGAUGAUGAUGGUGAUGACGAAGAUGAUGACAAUGACGAUAUUGACAAUGAUGGUGAUGAUAAAAGCUGCUGA
This is a messenger RNA of Epinephelus lanceolatus (giant grouper), 819 nucleotides long. NCBI's taxonomy places the organism in Eukaryota, Metazoa, Chordata, Actinopteri, Perciformes, Serranidae. The record is from RefSeq and is a predicted model, not a curated record.